Messenger RNA from Impatiens glandulifera, 1118 nucleotides. RefSeq names its product protein RGF1 INDUCIBLE TRANSCRIPTION FACTOR 1-like. The record is from RefSeq and is a predicted model, not a curated record. Lineage: Eukaryota; Viridiplantae; Streptophyta; Magnoliopsida; Ericales; Balsaminaceae. The transcript is spliced from 5 exons. Bases 1 to 843 code for a protein of 280 amino acids.
AUGGCACAGCAUCUCUUUCUCUUUCUUUCUCUUUGGCUACAAGAACCCUCUUUUCUCCCACCGCCUCCAUUUCCUUCAAGCUCCCUCCUCCCUUCCUCCUUCUCUCUGUCUUCAAAAGAAAACAGAGCAUUCUUAAUCUCUCCGGUCAAGCUGGCGAUUGAAAAUUGGGAAACUGCGGCCGUCUGGGAAUUCAAGCCAAACAACAGACAAAUCAUGGGAGCCGCCGGAGGUUCAAAUGAAGAAGACAACCGUUGGCCGCUGUGGCUGAAACCUCUCCUCCGAGAGAAUUUCUUUGUUCAAUGCAAGCUUCAUGUCGAUUCUCACAAGACCGAGUGUAAUAUGUACUGUCUGGAUUGCAGAAAUGGACCUCUCUGUUAUCUCUGUCUUUCCCACCACAAAGACCACCGCGCCAUUCAGAUAAGAAGAUCAUCUUACCAUGAUGUGAUAAGAGUUUCGGAGAUUCAGAAGUAUCUGGACAUAGGAUCGGUGCAGACAUACGUUAUCAAUAGCGCUAAGGUAGUUUUCCUGAACCAGAGGCCGCAGCCUAGGCCUGGUAAAGGCGUCACUAAUACCUGUCAUGUCUGCGACCGUAGCCUUCUUGAUUCCUUCCGAUUCUGCUCUCUCGGUUGCAAGAUUGUAGGAACGUCCAAUGAUUUGAAGAUGAAAAUGAUGAUGAAGAAGAAACAUUUACUAACUGUGGCGUCAGAUUCAGAGGAUUCGUGCAAUAAGGUGCAGAGUUUCUGUCCGUCAACGCCGCCGCCAACGGCGGUCAAUCACCGGACGGGAAAGAGGAGGAAGGGAAUUCCCCAUCGUGCCCCUAUGGGACUAGUCAUUGAAUACUAAUGGCUUCAGUCCACCACUAGCACUUGUGCUUUUACCAAAAAGGCCAUUGCUAGUGUGAAGGAAAUAUCUUAUAUAUAUAUAUCAUAUACAUAUUAGAUAUCAAUGUGAAAUUACUGUAAUAAUAUUAUAUCCAUGUCAAACAAAUGUAGCAGUGUGUAGGGGUAAAAUAGGAAUAUAUAUAUAUAUAUAUAAUAAGCUUUGUUUAAAACAAAAUUUAAGUUUUUUUUUACUUGUGUUCUUGAGCUUGUAUAAUGAAAUGUAAAAAUAUAGUUUAG